Sarcophilus harrisii (Tasmanian devil) is the source of this 945-nucleotide messenger RNA. RefSeq names its product olfactory receptor 4S1. Lineage: Eukaryota; Metazoa; Chordata; Mammalia; Dasyuromorphia; Dasyuridae. Gene Ontology annotation, biological process: G protein-coupled receptor signaling pathway. Gene Ontology annotation, molecular function: G protein-coupled receptor activity; olfactory receptor activity. The record is from RefSeq and is a predicted model, not a curated record. The transcript has a single exon. The coding region runs from base 1 to 945 and encodes 314 amino acids. Gene Ontology annotation, cellular component: membrane.
AUGUCUUCCCAACUAAUGGAAAAGCAAAACAAUGUGACAGAGUUUGUUUUGUUUGGACUCUUUGAAAGUCGGGAGAUGCAGUAUGCUUGCUUUGUGGUAUUCUCUAUCAUUCAUGUGCUUACAGUUUUUGGAAACUUACUUGUGGUGAUCACCAUAAAUGCCAGCAAAACCCUCACUGCCCCCAUGUAUUUCUUCCUCAGCCACUUAUCCUUUGCAGACAUGUGCUAUCCAUCAGCCACUACUCCAAAGAUGAUUGCUGACACUUUUGUAGAGAGAAAGACCAUCUCAUUCAAUGGCUGCAUGACUCAAUUAUUUUCUGCCCAUUUCUUUGGUGGAACAGAGAUCUUCCUCCUCACUGCUAUGGCCUAUGACCGCUAUGUGGCCAUCUGUAGACCUCUGCACUAUACAACCAUUAUGGAUCGGCAAAAAUGUGGCCUAUUGGCUGGGGCAUCCUGGGUCGCUGGUUUCCUUCACUCUAUUCUGCAAACCCUCCUCACUGUUCAGUUGCCUUUCUGUGGACCAAAUGAGAUUGACAAUUUCUUCUGUGAUGUUCAUCCCCUGCUGAAACUUGCUUGUGCCGAUACAUAUAUGGUGGGACUGAUUGUUGUAGCCAACAGUGGUAUGAUCUCACUUGUAUCCUUCAUCAUCCUUAUAAUCUCAUAUAUUGUAAUCCUGUUGAAUCUGAGAAGUCAAUCAUCAGAGGGGAGGCGCAAGGCUCUCUCCACCUGUGCUUCCCACAUUAUCACUGUUCUCCUGGUCCUUGUGCCUCCUAUGUUUAUGUACAUCCGCCCCUCAACCACACUGGCAGUUGAUAAACUUGUUAUCUUGUUCAAUAUUGUGAUGCCUCCAUUGCUCAACCCGCUGAUAUACACCCUGAGAAAUAAUGAAGUAAAAAAUGCCAUGAGGAAACUAUGGACUAUAAAAAAGACAUCUGAAAAGAAAUGA